GUUUACUAACUAAUGUUAGAGAAAGAUGCGAGGUUCAACAAGGUUGGAUGGCAAUACCCAAUUCUUAUAAAUUGUUCAAAAUUGUAUCAAUAAUUGAAUCAAAUCAACGAAGAAAUGGAAUCCAGAGAUUCCCCACUUUACACCACAGUAGCAAAGCCAGUUGCAAAGAUAAACAGAGCCUAUGGAUGCGUAUAUUUUUGUGCAAUUCUGGGGCUUCUAUAUUAUCGUAUCAAGUACAUGCCAAAAGAAGGAUAUGCAAUAUGGAUGUUGGUGUUUUGUGCAGAGCUAGGCUUGGCCUUCCAGUGGGUAUUAGAGAUGAGCUUCAGGUUGUGGCCAGUCGAUCGAUUUACUUAUCCAGAAAGACUCUCUGAGAGGUUUGAGAGGGAGCUACCUCCCAUUGAUGUAUUUAUAUGCACGGCUGACCAUGUUAAAGAACCUCCACUGGAUGUUUCAAACACUGUAUUGUCUACUCUGGCUUUUAAUUAUCCAGUAGAAAAAUUGACAUGUUAUGUAUCGGAUGAUGGAGGAUCCCCACUCACCUUUUAUGCUCUGUUGGAAGCUUCACGUUUUGCAAAGAUAUGGGUUCCUUUUUGCCAUAAGUAUUCCAUUCAGCAGCGAUGCCCAAAUGCAUAUUUUUCUGAAUAUUAUGUCAAUGAAAAUGAUAACUUCCCCUUCAUUACAGAAUGGGAAAAUGUCAAGAAAUUGUACGAGGAGAUGAAAUAUCGUAUAAAUAGCACUGUAGAGAGAGGCACUGUUCCAGAACAUCAAUGCAAAGAACACAAUGGCUUCAAAGAAUGGAAACCGGAGAUGACUCCACGAGACCACCCGAGUAUAGUUCAGGUUUUGCUGGAAAGGGGCAACGACAUUAACGUUGAGGGCCAUGAUUUGCCCAGACUUGUUUAUGUGUCCCGUGAAAAGAGACCUGGACACCCCCAUAAUUUCAAGGCCGGUGCACUUAAUGUUCUUAUUAGAAUCUCUGCUCUAAUGAGUAAUGCUCCCUUCAUUCUUACUCUGGACUGUGACAUGUAUGCCAACAACUGUGAUGCCCUUCGAGAAGCCAUGUGCUUUUUCAUGGAUUCUCGAACUGGGCACCAGUUUGCCUAUGUCCAGUUUCCUCAAAGGUUUCAUGGCGUUACCAAGAACGAUCUGUAUGCCAAUAAUCUCAGGAAGUAUUACAAUAUAUUUUAUAAAGGAAUGGAUGGAAUUUAUGGCACACUAUGCAAUGGCACCGGAUGCGUUCACCGCAGGGAUGUCUUAUGUGGAAGUGAGCGAAAACACAGCUCUUCAAAUUUAAUCAAAGAGCUUAUUAAUUCAUCAAUUUUAAUCAUGGAAAAAGCAGCUCCAUCGAAGAGAUUGGACGAGGCGAAAGAGCUUGCCAUGUGCGGCUAUGAGGAGAACACCCAAUGGGGGAAAAAGGUUGGCAUGCUCUACGAUUGUGCAGUGGAAGAUAUUUUGACAGGGUUUUCUAUACUCUGCAGAGGAUGGAAAUCUGUUUACUGCUCUCCGAAAAGAGAUGCUUUUGUGGGGUGUGCGCCUGUUAAUCUGAAUGAUACUUUGAUCCAACAUAAAAGAUGGACAACAGGUCUACUAGAGAUUUUUGUUAGCAAAUAUUGUCCAUUCACUUAUGGUAUACGCCAUUCGAAACUGGCGCUGAACAUGGGUUACAGCUAUUACCUUCUAUGGGCUCCGUUUUCUUUACCUUGCACCUGCUACGGUUUAGUACCGACCUUAUGCAUGAUCACUGGCCUACCGGUAUUUCCUCAGAUUUCAGAUCCAUGGUUUCUCCUAUUUCUAUUUUUGCCAGCAUGUGCAUAUGCAUACAGUGCUCUAGAGUUUAUAUAUGUGGGAGGGGGCUCUUUAAAAUCUUGGUGGAAUGAUCAAAGGAUGUGGAUGAUAAAAGGUGUAUCAUCCUAUCUGUUUGCGCUCAUUCAAGUAGUCUGUAAAUUACUUGGAAUAUCCAAAGUGGGUUUCGAGGUGACAAGCAAAGUGUUUGAUAGCGAAGCAGCCAAACGAUAUGAGGCAGAGAUUUUUGAGUUUGGGGUUUCUUCUGCAUUGCUUAUACCUUUUUCUAUCAUAGCACUGAUAAAUCUGAUGGCAUUAAUGUGUGGAAUUGUAGGCGUUGUGAGAGAAGGUUAUUCAGCCAUGGCGGGUAUGUUUCUGCAGGUGAUGAUAUCAAGCUUCAUAGUAAUAAAUUGCCAUCCGAUAUAUGAGGGUAUGUUUGUAAGGAAAGAUAAGGGAAGCAUGCCCACGUCUAUCACCAUAUUCUCCACACUGGCCGCGGCCCUAGCCUGUUCGACAGCUUUGGUCCUAUCCUUGACUUCUAAAAGUUCGAUUUAAAAAAAAUGGUUUCUCAAGUUUAAGAUAAAGUUUUACGUGUGAUUAAUAAUGGCAAGUCUUAUAAUAGAUGGAACAUGGUAUGCAACAGUAAACACAGUAACUGAACAUGAUUUGUGAAUCUAUUAUCCAUUCAGGUAAGAAGACUGUGAAUGAUGCUAUAAGCUGAGACAAAUAUUCAUGUUAGCAAUCUAAAAACUAUUCAUUUUGUA
Molecule: messenger RNA, 2546 nt
Organism: Cryptomeria japonica (Japanese cedar)
Lineage: Eukaryota; Viridiplantae; Streptophyta; Pinopsida; Cupressales; Cupressaceae
Product: cellulose synthase-like protein E6
Exons: 8
Coding region: 115-2337 (740 amino acids)
Biological process (GO): cellulose biosynthetic process; plant-type primary cell wall biogenesis
Cellular component (GO): trans-Golgi network; plasma membrane
Molecular function (GO): mannan synthase activity; cellulose synthase (UDP-forming) activity
Source: RefSeq, a predicted model, not a curated record